Acanthosepion pharaonis is the source of this 3912-nucleotide messenger RNA. The record is from the annotation of a GenBank genome assembly. Lineage: Eukaryota; Metazoa; Mollusca; Cephalopoda; Sepiida; Sepiidae.
AUGGACAGUUUCUCUCUAACCCUAACUGACGGGAUCCAUCGUGUUACAAAAGAUAUCAACAUUGAUAUUGUCCCAAUUGACGAUCAAGCCCCUCGACUGCGAGACGGUCUCAAACCGCACCUUAUUGUCUCCGAGGGAAAUGACGCCGUUGUCACCCCUUCGGUCCUGUCAGCCAAAGAUGACGACACGGACGAUGAGCUGCUUACUUUUCUCAUUGUCAAACAACCCAGUCACGGGACCAUAAAGGUCAACGGAUACCCAGUCACGAAGUUCACACAGCAAAAUAUCAAAGAAAAGAUAGUUAAGUAUGAUCACAUAGGCGGCGAGAUUGGCCCAACACCGCAACAAGACAGUGUGACCUUCAUUGUCUCAGAUCAGAACUAUGCAUCAGCUGUCGACCUUCCAAUCUAUGAUUUAAACAUUACUAUAACUCCAGUUGAUAAUCAGAAACCCGAGAUUCUGACUGGGAACCCCAUUCUUCUACAAGAAGGUAAAACAUUCCAAAUCACAAUGGAAAACCUAAACGCUCAAGAUAUAGACACAUUACCAAAGAGCAUUCGUUUCAUGAUAGUGAAACAGCCUCAGUGGGGCUACUUGGAAAAUACGAAACCAAACCCUGGCUCAGAGAAAAGCAACGCUGGAAUACAAAUAAAUUCUUUUCGCCUGCAAGACGUGAUGGACAAAUCUAUUAACUACGUCCAGAGUAAUCACAUUGGUGUUGAACCUUUAUAUGACUCCAUAGAACUGUACGCAAUGGACGGUAAACUUCAUUCGGAGACGAAAACGCUAGCCGUCAAUAUCGUUCCUACGAAUGAUGAAAUACCUGACGUGAUGCUGCAGGACUUUGCCGUUCUUGAAGGUGGCACCAAGAUUAUCAACCAAUCAAUUGUCGAUGCUAUCGAUCUCGACGUACCAAAGGACCAGCUGACCUUUUCAAUUUCCAAGCCUCCCAAGUUUGGAGAAAUUGUUGUAAUGUUACAAUCAAAGACUGGAGAUGUUGAGGCACCGGUGGGGGACUUCUCAAUCAAAGAACUCCAGAAGGGAAUGCGUCUUAAGUAUAAGCACGAUGAUUCUGAAAACUUCCAUGAUCGAUUUGUUCUUGUGGUCAGUGACGGGAAACACGCAGUUAAGAAAACGUGCAAUAUUACUAUCAUACCGGUUAACGAUGAGAAACCAAGAAUCAUGAAAAACAGCGGCCUUAACCUCGGCCAUGGUAACUUUGGAUUGCUCACAAACCAAAUUCUUUUGGCCGAAGAUAAAGACACUGACCCUUCGAAUCUUAAUUACGUUCUGAUUUCUCUACCCAAGGUGGGGAGCCUACAAUUUCGAACUGAAUCCGACUACCCGCCGGUACAGGCGAGAUGGUACGACUUCGAAAUGGGCGCAAACUUUACUCAGGAUGAUAUCAACAACAGUCGAAUACGAUAUAUCCACACCAGCGACGUCACCCAAACAAAAACCGACCGUUUCACUUACGUCUUAACGGAUGGAGUCAACAAAGUAGGACCGGAUACGUUUGAGUUCCACAUAAAGAAUUCGCAGACAGCUAAAAUCGCUCUACUAAACAAAGGGUUAAAAAUCAAAGAAGGCGCUCGAGCGAUCCUAUCGACGGACAUUCUCAGCGCGUCCGACGGCAGCACAAAAGCGGAAGAAAUUAUCUUCACAAUUACCAAAGCCCCUACUCUUGGACAGCUAGAAUUUAUUAACGCUCCGUUUGUGCCCAUUAAGGGCUUCACGCAGCUCGAUCUGAUCGGACAGCAAGUUGUAUAUAACCAUAUUUCGAAAAGUGAUAUCACUGAGGAUUAUUUUUCUUUUACGGUCACCAACGGCUUGAAGUACUCCAGAGAUGACCAACUUCUUAUCUACAUAGAGACGCAGGACGAAAUGUUACCGACGCUUGAAGUAAACAACCCCAUUGAGGUCAUUCAAGGAUCUGAAGUGACCAUAACUACACUGCAUUUAAAAAUAACUGAUCCUGAUACAUCUGUCCGUAAUCUUACGUAUAAAAUUAUCAAACCGCCCAUUUACGGCCAUCUUUACAACAAAGAUGUAGUCAUAUCCCAUUCAUUCACCCAGUAUGACAUCGAUCGCGGCUACAUUGCGUACGAGAAUGAUGGGACACAUGCUGGUCGUGAUCAUUUUCUCUUCCUGGUCACAGAUGGCCACCACAGUGGCUUCUAUACGAACACGUCCGUACAAACGCAGCCAGUCAUGUCAAAUGUCUUUAUAAAGUCCUUGUCUCAAGAUGCCCCACAGUUGCAGGUGAACCGGCCACCAGAAAAUCUUGAACUAUUUGGCAAGGACAGGUACGGAUUUAAGCUGAGUAGUGAGUACCUCAAGUCUUUUGACUCCGAUACAGACAAUUCUCAUCUGAUGUAUAUUAUUACAAAACGUCCUGAACAUGGGCAUAUUGAAAAUACAGCCGCAAAGCGAUACGUCCACCGGAAAUUCAGACAGAAAGAUCUUGAUGAUAACACUUUGUUGUAUAUCAUCAAUCCAAAGUCGGAUGCCGUCAAUGACAGUUUCAGUUUCCGUUUGGAGGAUUUCAAUGGAAAUACUCUCGAUGGCCAGAAAUUUGAAUUCAAGUGGUCUCGAACAGGAUUCCUUUUAACAGAUUAUGUAACAUGCGAAAACAUUGGAACUUUGAGUCUUACUCUCAUACGAGCUGGAGACGUGGAGAAGUCAGCAUUUGUUGGAAUACGAGUUCGUCCAAUGUCAGCCAAAGCUCAAAAUGACUUCAUUCCUAGCACUGCUAAACAAGUACAGUUUGAUCCAGGAAUGAUGAAGGCAACAUGGAGUGUCUUGAUUGAAGCUGACAAACUGAAAGAGAACAAUGAGAAAUUCAAAGUGAUUCUCCACAAUCCAGUAAACACAAUUAUUGGGAAAAAUGGCAAGACCACAGUCCAAAUUAUCAAUGCUGUAAAUGGCAAAUGUCCCCAAUAUAUUGGAAUGAUUAGCAAAGAUCAUCCUGAACCACUUACAAAAACAAGCAAUCAUAUUCACAUAGGUAAAAAUUUACCUUUACAGUUUAAUCCAUUUCCCAAAUUGCAAUUACUGGACAGUCCAGGGGAGGAAAACAAGCAAUUCGAAGUAGCACAAACCAAGCCCAAAAAAAGCAAGCAAAACGGGAAAGGAGGAAAGAAAGGAAAAAAGUCCAAGAAAGGCAAAAAGAAAAGUAAAAAAUCAAAAAACAAAAAAACUUCUGUGGCAAAAUCUCCAAUGGAUAAAAAUCUUGGCACUGAAGUUGUAACAGAAGGAAGCUUAAAGGGUGCCAAAAUUUGUACAGAAACUACAAAAGACCUGCUAUUUUUAGAUAUGACCAGUAAAAAGUUAUACCGCUGCGAUGGAAAACAAUGGCGUGAAUGGCAUUUCCUACAGGGACAAAAAGAUGAGCAACCUCAGAGUAGUGUUUGUGAACAAGGUAAAUGUGCUUGUGAACAAGGCUGGGCAGAAUUCCAAGGUCAGUGCUACAAAUUCGUCAAUGAGAAAGUCACUUGGAAUGAUGCUGAACUUGUAUGCCGAGGAUCUUAUACAGCUCACUUGGCCAGUGUUUUGUCGCGGAAACAUCAUCGAUGGAUGGGGAAUCUAAGUGGCAAAAAUUCUUUCUGGAUUGGUUUGAAUGACAAGUCAGACACUGGUAACUGGGUCUACAUGACAGGGGACCCAGUGCGCUACACAAAGUGGAGACAAGGCAGACCCCGGAUCAAAAGAACUGCCCACAAAAAAAACUGUGUUCUUGUGAACAGGAGACUCAAGUGGGCCAACAAAAAGUGCGACCGACCAAAAGCAAAGUUCAUUUGCCAAAAGGCAGCACUGCCAAAACACAUGAGUUUACUUUGUCUUUUGAUCGUUUCUGCUAGGGACAUCAGAAUAUUUAUGCGGGUAUCUCAGCCUUCGUAUAAGGAAGUAUAG